GCCGAGGCCUAGAAGCCACACAGCUACUCCCGCGGCAGGUACGCGCGCGUCGCUAGCUGAAAUUCAGAGUAGCAUAGGAGGAGCGCUAGCAGGAAGGGGCACGACGGAGCCAUGGCCUCCGGCGCGGUGAGCCCCGCGUUCGCCUACACCAUCGUGUACGUGAGGGACGUGGAGAAGUCGGCCGCCUUCUACGCCGCCGCCUUCGGCUACACCGUCCGCCGCCUCGACCAGUCCCACAGGUGGGCGGAGCUGGAGAGCGGGGCGACGACGAUCGCGUUCACGCCGCUGCACCAGCGGGAGACGGACGGGCUCUCCGGGGAGGUGCAGCUGCCGGACGCGGCCGCCGCGCGGGGCCCCAUGGAGGUCUGCUUCGUCUACGCGGACGUCGACGCGGCGUACAGGCGCGCCGUGGAGCACGGGGCGGUGCCCGUGAGCGCGCCGGAGCAGAAGCCAUGGGGGCAGAAGUCCGGCUUCGUGCGGGACAUCGACGGGAACAUCGUGCGCAUCGGGAGCCACGUCCGCGAGUGACGCUGCAGGCACGGUCGAUCCGUCAGCUUGGUUCCCCCGGCCGGCUGCUUGCUGCCGCGACACUGAAAUAGAAAAAUACGCUCGGUCGGCUAGUAUGUAUGUGUCAAAAUAAAUCGUGUAGCUGGAGAGGUUUAGGCGUCGAGGUACAUAUACGUGUGGGAAGACCAGUGUGCUAGGUUAAUACAGUAACAAAAAUAAAUCGUGGUCUCGAUCACCAGUGGGUAUUGCUCAUCCAGAA
Messenger RNA from Panicum hallii, 766 nucleotides. RefSeq lists its product as uncharacterized. The transcript is spliced from 2 exons. NCBI's taxonomy places the organism in Eukaryota, Viridiplantae, Streptophyta, Magnoliopsida, Poales, Poaceae. The record is from RefSeq and is a predicted model, not a curated record. The coding region runs from base 112 to 528 and encodes 138 amino acids.